Molecule: messenger RNA, 1314 nt
Organism: Stylonychia lemnae
Lineage: Eukaryota; Ciliophora; Spirotrichea; Sporadotrichida; Oxytrichidae
Source: the annotation of a GenBank genome assembly
AUGAAUUAAAGUCACAAAUUAGUUAAUUAAAACAUAAGAGCUACUCAUACUCUUUCUUCAGCUCAGUCUGCUCAAAAUGGAAUGCAGCAGCAGAGUACUGAUGAGUCUGUGGGUCCAGAAAAGCCUAGCCUCACAUUUAUCGCAUAUAUUACUCCCAUAAAGACAGUCAAAGUGCAUGGGCACUACCCAGUGCUUUUUGACAUGGGAAACAUUGAGCAAUCCCUGUUAAAACUAUGGAAAUUGUAAGAGAUGAAAGAGAGAUUUGAGGAGUCCGAACUGAGUAUAUGCCUGAAUCUGAUGGAAAAAGCCAUAGACUCAAAUAAUCUUUUUGGUCAAAGGCAGUAAAAACAGAGAUAACUUGCCAACAAUGAUGUGCUAGAUUUUUAGAAAGAGCUAAGUCCAUUUCAGAUUGAGAUGAUUAAAGGCUUGAGGUCUUUUUAGAAAUGCUUAGAUCUAAAUUAAAAGGUUAGGGAUCGUGUCUCGAGUAUCCUUUCUAAAUUCAUACAUAUCCAAUCUACAUCUUCAUUAGUAAGGACUCACAUUCCUCCUCAAAGUGAUCCCGAUUAGAGCAGCAACCAAAUAAGAGCGAGCAACAAAAAUAGAGUUGAGCUAAACUCUCCUAAUACUGCUAUUGUCAAUAGACAAAGCAACUAGAAUAUCUUUAAUGCAGAUAGAAUCCACGCCGUGUUUCCCUGCGCUUGCAGUCACCCUCUACUAAAUCGAAGUGUUGUAGCGAAGGCGCCUAUCAAAUUAGAGAAUGCAUAAAAUUGUGUAGACAAAAGCAUCAAAAGCACCACAACUAAUAACUAACCCUAGAUGAUAGAUUUGUGCAAUGAUGAAGAAGAGGAGGAUAAUCAACAUUAAAAUACUAUUCUUCCCUCUAAGUAGUUGGAUGUUUUCAAUGUUCUUAACAGCAGUCAUUCGAAGUAAAACUCUGAUAAGAACUGCGGAACUUAUAGUAGCAGCACAAAUACGAAUGACUUGCAGUCCUAGAAAACUCAGUUAGAGACUCCAGUUUAAAUGCAAAUGGCUGGUAGUUUGAAUCACUCUAAUUCCAAUUCAAACUAGCCAUUGAUUGGCACUCUAUCUAAUGCAAUAAAAUAGUCCAGAUUAAUCUAAAAAUAGGAACAAGUAUUUCGUCAAAGUACAUAAAUCUUAACUUAGCUGAAGAUAAAAAAUCUCCUGGGAAUGUAUAAUCAAUAGAUUAGUACUUUUUAAUCGCCAAAUAAGACUGAAAUAUAAGAAGAGACUGAUUGCUAUGAAAAUCUGAGAUUCAUAAAGGAGAAACUCGCUUUUAUAAAGAGGUUUAGCUGA